AAUGAUUCCAUCAUCUUCCUCGUCAAAUGCAUUGGGCACUGGCACACCACUGCCAGUAUCAUCCAAUCACCUUUAUACAUCUAAUAGUGGAAAGUCAUUCGAGGAAAUAAUGGCUGAACAGAUGAGCACACAACAGAUCGAAUUGGAUAGAUUGGAAAAUACAAAAGAUGAAAAGUUGAAGAGUACACUUCCCGAAGAGACAAGAAAUAGAAUUGGUGUAUUACCUCCACCAAAGAAUCCACAACAAUUACCAGUUGCUUGUGGCCGUCCAAAGAUUGAUUAUUCUAAAUUGGGUGUUGAUGAUUUUCAAAAAUUAAAGUUAAUUGGAAAAGGUGAUGUUGGAAGAGUUUAUUUAGUGUUACUGAAAGGAACAGAUCUUUAUUUUGCAAUGAAAAUACUGAACAAGGAGGAAAUGAUAAGUAGAAACAAAGUGAAACGAGUCUUGACAGAGAGAGAAAUAUUAGCAACGGUUGACCACCCUUUUAUUACAACACUAUUUUGUUCUUUCCAAACAAAAGAGAAUUUAUAUUUCAUUUUGGAAUAUUGUGCAGGAGGAGAGUUUUUCAAAGUUUUGAAAAAGCAGCCAAACAAAUGUUUGCCUGAACCAACAGUUCGAUUUUAUGCAGCUGAAGUUGUAUUGGCAUUGGAAUAUUUGCAUAUGAAGGGAUUUCUUUAUAGAGAUCUCAAACCAGAAAAUUUACUUCUUCACCAUUCUGGUCAUAUUCGAUUGACCGAUUUUGAUUUAUCAAAACAAUCAGUUCAACAAGUUACACCAACUCUUGUAAAGUCCUUCUUUUCCUCCCAGAAACAAAGUAUUGUCGAAUUGAAACAGAUACAGGAAUUUGAUUCAUUUAUUGGUACCGAGGAAUAUCUCUCUCCAGAAAUUUUGUCAGGCAAAAAGCAUAAUUCUUGUGUUGAUUUUUGGACAUUGGGUAUUCUAUUAUAUGAGAUGCUAUUUGGUUUUACACCAUUUAAGGGGUCAACCCAGAGAGAAACAUUCUUUAAUAUUUUGAAUAAUCCAGUCACUUUUCCAUCUAAAACAGCAUAUCCUGUGAGUAAACAGGCCAAAGACUUGAUGACACAAUUACUGAUAACAGAUAAAGAUAAAAGAUUGGGAGCUCAGCAUGGUAUUUCAGAUAUCAAAACCCAUGCAUUCUUUAAGGAUAUCAGUUGGGCUCUUAUUAGAAAUGAAGUUCCUCCAAUCAUUCCUAAAUUGCAAUCCAAACUGGAUACCUCCUAUUUUAAUCAAUAUAAAAUGCCAGAGGACCAAGAUGAAGAAGAGGAAAAGACUGGUCAAGAAAAUGAGGAAGAGGCUGCAGACAAUCCAUUUAAGAACUUUAAAUUCCAAACUAAGAAGGAUAUUGAAAUAUUUAAUGGAGGCACAACCAAUAAUAGUAAAUAGUUUUC
Messenger RNA from Naegleria gruberi, 1407 nucleotides. Its product is annotated as Serine/threonine protein kinase. Gene Ontology annotation, molecular function: ATP binding; protein serine/threonine kinase activity. Bases 2 to 1402 code for a protein of 466 amino acids. Gene Ontology annotation, biological process: protein phosphorylation. NCBI's taxonomy places the organism in Eukaryota, Heterolobosea, Eutetramitea, Acrasida, Naegleriidae. The record is from RefSeq and is a predicted model, not a curated record. Gene Ontology annotation, cellular component: plasma membrane; cytoplasm; nucleus. The transcript has 5 exons.